This is a messenger RNA of Mollisia scopiformis, 903 nucleotides long. RefSeq lists its product as uncharacterized. The record is from RefSeq and is a predicted model, not a curated record. The coding region runs from base 1 to 903 and encodes 300 amino acids. The transcript is spliced from 2 exons. Gene Ontology annotation, molecular function: protein binding. Lineage: Eukaryota; Fungi; Ascomycota; Leotiomycetes; Helotiales; Mollisiaceae.
AUGGUUGCGCCAGGGAAGAAAAUCGACUGCGACUGCGACACUGCAGAUCAUACAGAACCCAAGCAAUGUGAGGAAUUCCUGCAAAUAGCCGACAUUAUUGAUCACAUCACCAUCAUUGCGAAAGUUAUGGUCGGUAGCAAGACUAUCAAUGUCGCCGUUGGCGAGGGCGAACAAAUGCAGGUCUUUGAAGUCCAUCGGGAUGUGCUUACCCUCCUUUCAGGUGAGGCUGGCACACGAAUUCAAGACGCAGCAGAACCGGACGAAGAAGAGUUGGAGUUGCCAGAAAUAAAGCCCGCACUUUUUGCGGACUUCAUUUCAUGGAUGUAUUCUGGCGACUUUCUGCAGGCUCCAAAAAUCGACCCGAAUACGUCCGCAGAACAUAUAUGGACAAUGGGUCAAUUUCUUCAAGCGCCAUCCUUCCAAAAUUUCUGUAUGAAGACUUCUAUCAUAUCAGACUACAGAGACGAAAAAAGGAACUGGAUGACCGCUGCCAGUCUCAAAUCCGUAUACAGAGUUACGAAGAAGGACUCGAAGCUCCGCAAGCUUGCAGCCGAUCUCGUGAACUGCUUACAACCACACCGAGAAGGCACCAAGACGCAGAAGGAUAGUUUGGCAGAGCUGCGCAAAACUUGCUCUGACUUCGACGCUGAUGCACAGCCAUCACGUGACAAGAAGUGGAAGGGGAAGAACGGGGUCUUCCCUUGGGAUCUACAGUUCCGGGAGGAUUAUUUGGAGGAAGAAACUCCACUGGACGAGGCUUGGGAAAGGCAGAUCCUGAAGAACACAUCGUCUCGUACUAAGAUUAGGGAUAUGGCUAAAACGGGAGAAGUCCACAGCUCGCUUGAGUUUAUACAUCUUGAAUUUAUGAAAGCGAAACGAAAGGGCAAAGGACGGAGUAAAUGA